CUGUUGGUUGGCGUCGCCAUUAUACUGCGCGAUUUACGCGCAAAAGCAAAAUCGUCUUGAUUUCUGGUCGCGCGAAAGUCACAUUCGUGUUCCUGCAUGCAUUCCUUCCUACUUUGCUAGACCUUGCUCCAAAAAUGGCACUAGAUGCCUAAAUGCGUGAAAGGAGACGUGCUGAUUUCCGCGCAUGAGCAAACGCGCGCGAUUGCCUCCUAGUUAUCUUCUCCAUGGUACAUACUCUGUUCACCAGAAAAAUUUCUGAAAAUAAACGUCGAAAUAAGCAUGUCAUUCUGCCAAUUUUGUUGAAUUUUCAGAUUUUCUAUAUUAAGAAUUGUUGGAUCAAUCUUAUCAGAUUUUUUCAUCGAUAAUUAAAUGUGCUGAUUGUCAUUUGCGACAUGGACAGCCAGGUGUGCGGAGAUGGUAGAUUGAUAGACGUAAUCGACGAGAGCUGGCGCAAGGAACGCUUACCCAUCGACGACAUUUCGACCCCGGUGGCUGAAUUGCCAGAUCCUGAGAGUGAUAACGGAGAUUCUCACAUGACGUUGAAGGAAUUGGAGCAGAAGUGGAAUAAUCUUGCUUUGAGCUCUCUCAGCGACAAUCAUCUGCAUUCCCCGACACCUCUGCACAAUUGAAUAUUGUUGCUCAAGAAUUUGAAGGAUUAAUAGAUCAUAUAUAUAUAUAUAUCUCUCGAUAUCUUUUCUUACUGCAUCACAA
Molecule: messenger RNA, 711 nt
Organism: Nylanderia fulva
Lineage: Eukaryota; Metazoa; Arthropoda; Insecta; Hymenoptera; Formicidae
Product: anaphase-promoting complex subunit 13
Biological process (GO): protein K11-linked ubiquitination
Cellular component (GO): anaphase-promoting complex
Source: RefSeq, a predicted model, not a curated record